Molecule: messenger RNA, 8341 nt
Organism: Chiloscyllium plagiosum (whitespotted bambooshark)
Lineage: Eukaryota; Metazoa; Chordata; Chondrichthyes; Orectolobiformes; Hemiscylliidae
Source: RefSeq, a predicted model, not a curated record
GGAGGUGUGGGGGAGAGAGCUGUUUUGGUUUGUGAAACAAGAGGCGAGGUGUUGGCUGGCUAUGCCUAUGACCCAUCGGUAGCUCUCCCCCUGUCCCUGCCUCCAUGCACUCACACUGCCAGGCACAAUUUUCCUCUCUCUCUCUCUCUCUCUUGUCUCUCUCCAGCUCCUAAAACGUAGGAUGCAUCGGAUAUAAAAACACGCACAUACAUACAUACACACACACACGCACACACACACAUCAACAAGCCAUGGGGAAAGAUCAGGAAUUACUGCAAGCUGUCAAAACCGAAGAUGUACCUGCAGUGCAGAAGCUGUUGCAAAGGCCGAAACAAGGCAAAGCGAAGCUGUUAGGAUCUGCCAAGAGAGUGAAUGUGAACUUUCAAGAUCUAGAUGGAUUUUCUGCUCUGCACCAUGCUGCACUCAAUGGGAACACUGAGCUCAUCUCCCUAUUGAUUGAAGCCCAGGCUACGGUGGAUAUCAAGGACAAUAAAGCUAUGAGGCCGUUGCACUAUGCUGCAUGGCAAGGGAAGGCUGAGCCAAUGAAAAUGCUCCUGAAGGCAGGGUCAAGUCUCAACUCCCAAUCAGACGAAGGCCAAAUCCCAUUGCACCUUGCUGCGCAGCACGGACACUAUGAAGUGUCCGAGAUGCUUUUGCAACAUCAGUCAAACCCGUGUAUAGUGGACAUUGCUGGAAAGACACCUUUGGAUCUGGCCUGUGAAUUUGGCAGAGUUGGGGUGGUACAGUUACUCCUAAGCAGUAACAUGUGUGCUGCUCUUCUUGAAGCAAAGCCUGGGGACAUCACCGAUCCCAAUGGAACCAGCCCUCUACACCUCGCUGCCAAGAAUGGACAUAUCGACAUAAUAAGGCUUCUGCUGCAAGCUGGAAUUGAUAUCAAUCGUCAGACAAAGGCUGGAACAGCUCUACAUGAAGCCGCACUCUGUGGGAAGACAGAAGUGGUCCGUUUGCUACUGGAAAGUGGGAUUAAUGCACACAUCAAGAACACUUACAAUCAGACGGCCCUGGACAUUGUUCAUCAGUUUACAGCAACCCAAGCAAGCAAAGAGAUCAAGCAAAUGCUCAGAGAUGCCUCUGCUGCCCUGCAGGUCAGGGCUGUGAAAGACUACUGUAACAAUUACGACCUGACCAGCCUUAAUGUGAAAACAGGGGACGUUAUUACAGUUCUGGAGCAGCAUCCUGAUGGGAGGUGGAAAGGCUGUAUCCACGACAACAGAACUGGCAAUGAUAGAGUGGGCUAUUUCCCAUCGUCUAUUGCGGAGGUGAUUAACAAGAGAUCAGGUGCUUGGGACGCAGUUAUUUAUCCCCACAGUUCUCAGCAAUAUCACAAGAUACAGCUCACGGCCUAUGGCACAACAGUAGUCAAUGGUGACUCCACUCACCACUUUAAUUCCCUGCCACCACCCCCUCCACCUCCACCUUUCAAUCAUCAGCCACUUUUCAGUUCCUUUGGUUAUCACAGAGUCAAUAGCAGUAUAGAAGAAUUACCCCAUGGACAAGGUUCCCGUGGUUCUGAGUCGAGUCCUUCCCAUCUGUCUCCAGUGCAACCAGUCACGACCGCGCCUGAGGAGAUCUGGGUGCUACGGAAACCAUUUGCAGGUGGGGACCGCAGCAGUGCAGGGAGCACAGGAAGCGUGGCCAGCGUUCGGAGCUCAGGAAGUGGACAGAGUGCAGGAGGCACCGCUACAGCCUCGGCUCCCGAGGGGAGUAAGUUACUACAAACAGUGCUAACUCCGAAGGGAUCCGCACCAGAGACUGCAGGAGGUGAAGGAGUCACCAAGUCAGAGCAGCCUGCAGGAGCUGCCCGGCACCAGAGCGGAUCCAGCUGCCCCUUGGCAGAACCACCGUACAGUGAGCCGCAGCUGAAGAAAGCUGAGGCACAGUCAGAAACGAAGAGCCCAGAGACAGUUUAUAACUGGCUUAGUGAAUUCCAACUCCAGCAGUAUGCUGCUAACUUUAUCAAUGCUGGCUAUGACAUUCCAACUAUCAGCCGCAUGACCCCUGAGGCUCCCGUCUCCAUUCACCCUCCUUCAGCUAAGAGGGAGGGUGAGUGUCGAGCAAGUGAUGAACGUCUCCACAACUUUGGCAACAGCUCAACCAACAGGAGGCGUGCUGUCCUAGGGGCAAGACUUUCUAAACCAGAUUUACCUGUCCCGAAGGAUCUAACAGCAAUUGGAGUAACAAAACCUGGACAUAGGAAAAAGAUUGCCAUUGAAAUAAAUCGACUGAAUCUCUCAGAGUGGUUGCCCAACUACCAGCCACUUUCUGUUUCCUUUUUCAAGAAUGACCUGAUGGAAUGGCUCUCCAUUAUUGGCCUGGCUCAAUAUUACAAGACACUAGUGGAGAACGGUUAUGAAAACAUUGAGUUCAUCACUGACAUCACCUGGGAGGACCUCCAGGAAAUUGGCAUCACAAAGUUGGGUCAUCAAAAGAAGUUUAUGCUCGCUGUGAAGAAGCUGGCAGAAAUCCAGCGAGCUACCCGCUAUGAGUCUGGCACCUUGAAGAAGAAAGCCCCCCAGUCGUUGGAAAUUGUGGCUAUAGAAUCUCCUCAGGGUGAAAAUGCUGAAUGCCAGUCUCCCAAGAUGUCUACCUUCCAGGACAGUGAGCUGAGCAACGAGCUGCAAGUUGCCAUGACCAGUGCUGGAGAUGGGAAGGACGGCCUUGAGCCGAAGCAAGCCAACCACGCUGGACCUGGUGCAGAGGGCACUGCCUACCAACCAGAGGGGGCCAUCCAGGAGAGUGACAGCAGCAGCGGUGCCAAGGUAAAGCCAAAUGGCACUGCUCAGGAAGGAGCAGGAGGAGGGAGCAAGCUGCAAAAGGCAGCCCUGUCCAAAAGCCAGGAAAACCUCGAUGGCCCCAGCCAACGAUCCAUCAUCACAGAAGUGGUCGGUCCCACAAGGCGCAGUCACCGGCAAGGGGUUCAAAGAGCGAGUGUGCCACCUGCACCCGGGAAGCCAAGAGAGUCCUUCUGUCACCCUCACCAAGCGCUGGUGUCGAUGUCAACCUUCACCCCACCGCAGACACCCACAAAGCCCAGGCCUUCCUCUCCGCAGACCCUCAAUGUCCCUCAGGCCACGGCCAAAGUGAAGCCCAUCCCGCAGCUCCUGCAGACAGACCGGCCCAUGUCCCCGAGGUCUCUGCCCCAGUCGCCCACCCACCGAGGAUUCGCCUACGUGGUCCCACAGCCCGUGGAAGGUGAGGGGUCAGCGGCGCCUGGCCACACGUCGAGCCCGCUGGCGCAGGCUGUCCCUGUGCUGCCCGUCUCCGUCCCCGUGCUCUGCCUCCCUCCGCACACCGACGAUUCUGAGGGAGACCCCUCGAGACCAAAGAAGCGGGCGCACAGCGUGAGCCGCUACGCCAUGUCUGACAGCGAGCAGGAGAAGGACGAGCUGGCCUUGCCCGAUGCUGGGCCUUAUGCCACGAUCCAGAGGCACGUGGCCCGCAGCCACUCGGUCAGGGGGCACUCAGCCGCUGCGGACAAAAACGUCAACCGUAGCCAGUCGUUCGCGCUGAGGCCGAAGAAGAAAGGGCCACCGCCGCCGCCCCCGAAACGGUCGAGUUCGGCCAUAUCCAGCACCAACCUGGGCGACGACCUGCCAAAGGAUAAGGAGAUGGGCAGCCUCAAGGAUCCUGACACCAAGGCCAGGCUUAAGGAGCAGCGGAGAGCCAGUGACGUUGGGGGAACUGUGGAGACGGGCAGCGUCGGCAGCGUAAAGAGCAUCGCCGCUAUGUUGGAAAUGUCGUCCAUCGGCGGCGGCGCCCGGGCCCUCACCCUGCACCGGUCGUUCAAGACAGAAAAGGGCACAGGCGGCACCUACGGCCCAAUGGUGCAGCCAGUGAGCUCAGAACAUUCCAGAGUGGCCACCGUGCUAGCCACCGUGAAGCGCGGGCCCCUCGACAGGUCCCGCGACGCCAUCGGGUUGGACGGCGAGGUGAUCAACCGAAGGCGGACCAUCAGCGGACCCGUCACGGGCCUGAUCGUCGCUGCCAAGAAGGAGCGAGCCAACGGUGGGAAACCUGCGCCUGAAGCCGAGGGGCCCGCCGACCGCCUUCAGGUGGAUCCGACCGGAUCAUCCAGGAACAGCUCCUCGGAGAACCUGCCCUUCGCCGAGGAAGGAAACCUGACCAUCAAGCAACGGCCUCGCCAGCCGCUGAAAACCAACGGCGUAGAAUGUCUACCCCACCUCCAGGUCAACUCCGAGGCCGUGAGGCCACAGUAUUCCAGCCUCACCGCGUUCGAACUCACGAGCACACUGAAACGCAGAGGGAAGCCCAGACCGACCCAGCAGCAGGAGGUCAUGGCCUUCCAUUUAACAGAGUCAAAUACCGUCAAGCGGCGUCCAAAAACCAGGGAGAAGGAUCAACUGGAAUCUCCUCCAGAGGCCCAUCACCACGCGAUGCUUCAGAAUGGCACAGGAACUAUCAAGAGAAGGCCAGUGUCGGACAUGACAGGAGGAGAGACGUAUCCGAGCUUCUUAACUGUAGGAGAAAUCCCCCGAAGAAACAGCGGAGAGCACGCCUCCCACGUUUCAGACGGGGAGACAAAAAGACCUGUUAAACCUCCAGUGUCUCCGAAACCCUCCCUUACCCAGCCAACAGGUUUAAAAAGACAUGGACCGUCAGCAGCGAGUGCCAAGAAGUCUCCAUUGCCCGGUCCUGGGAGUCCAGAAGUGAAACGUGCCCCACCCCCUGUGUCCCCAAAACCAAUCCUACCUCCCCCCCUGACCCCACCCAAACCCAUCAAACCCCACACCAUUCUGCAGUCCCUGAGUGCAGGCCCCACCCCUGUCCCUUCUCCUGCCAAGCAACCGACCAUCAAAGCAGCAAGCACACCGCCGUCCCUGUGUUCGAGUCCAGCUAAACCCAUCGCCGGUGCCCAGCCCCAGCAAGUCCCGGUCAAGCCACCCAGGUCCUCGAUAGCUGGCUCUUCCACUGAGAUGGCCACCACUGAAGUAGCACAACUGAAGCUGGAAGAGACCAGCGCCUCACUGGCAGCAGCUCUACAGGCCGUGGAGGAGAAGAUCAAACACGACGAGGGGCAACGAGUAGAGGCUGCAUCUGAAGUUAAGAGCACAGGCAGCAUUCUAGACGACAUAGGGAGCAUGUUUGAUGACUUGGCUGACCAAUUGGAUGCCAUGUUAGAAUGAAGGCGAAGCAGUGAAAGGCAAGAAAACCUCAGGACUCAAAGUGGGCACAGUGAUCUUUAAAAUCCUAUCCAGACCAGUCUCAGACACAAUUCCCCUCUAUGAACCCAUCGGUUUCUUUUUUCCUUUUGCGUUUGUACGAUUUGAAUGAGAACAAAAAACCCAAUUCGAUUACCUCAGGAUCUCCUUGUAUGAAGAUCUGCAGGAUUCAAUUUACUGAGACCACAUUUCAACCAAAACAGUUAUGAAAUAGCUAAUGAUUCAGGAUCUGCAGCAGACAGAGAUGAUGCAAGGUUAAAUUGCUAUAACAUUCGAUCUCAGAUCCUGCAAACACAAGGAUCUUUAAAUUCUUAGAAUACAUUUUUUUGACAAGGUGUUAAUGUGAGAUGUAUAUGUACACUGUAAGCAUGAGAAAUAAGAUAGGUUUGUAAACAUUCAUCACAGAUGAUGGAGAUGACACACAAGGACAUGGUUAAAUUGUGACAUUAAAUUUCAGGUUGUUUUUUAACCCCCCGAGUGCAAAGACAAUGACAAGAGGCUAAUUUGGGCUGGCUGCUUUUUUAUUAUGUUUUGUGUUUAAUAGGAUUAGUAGUUUUGUCAAUUGGUGGUCAAGUGGAGAUUGUAAACAGAACAAUGCCAGAUAUGCUCAGCAUCUCUGGGAGAAAAAAAACCAAACCAAUACUUUAGGUCACUGACCUUUUACAACUGGCAGAGGUGACUCUGCGAUUCAGGGUUAGAGGGAGGUACGAUGUUUAUAUAACAACACUCGAUUGGCCCAGGAGGAAGGAGCGGUUGACACAUUAGCGGAGGAAUUGAGCCCACAGUAUGAUUUAGUGGAUGUAUGCUCCAUGCAGCUGUGUCAGGAGAAAGGGCAGCAACAGUAGCUUCACUGUAGCCUCCCUAGCCCAGGGACAAAAACUAUUCAGUCAGAUUUCCUACUCCUGAUCAGAAUCGUCUCUUCUGUUGCAAAACAUCCAUGUAGCCUGUGGGAGCAUAAUUACAGUCAACUGUCCAAUCUUGCCACAGUGGAAUGGACGGCCACCAUUCCGGGUCCAGGUUCCCAAUUGAAUAAUGACCAAUUGGGAUGUGCCAGAGGGCUUUUGAACAGUGACCAGUGAAUCUGAACCUUCAGGAAUACAAGUAAAUCACAAAAUAAGGUGCAAUAAUCUGAAAUGACAGCAUUCAAAUGAGCGAGAGUUUGUUGCCUGUCUAUAGUGUUAUUUGAUUAGAACUCGAUUUUUGUUGAGGAGGAAGAGUGGGGAGGAAUAGUACAAAAUAAACAUGUGAAUAUAAAGCAUAUUAAUUCUCAUUUCAAAUCAUUGCAAUGAAAAAAUAUAACUGAAUUUCAGAUUGACAGGCAAAAGCUUUGGUGACAGAGAACGAGGCUUCACAAAUUGUCGACGAAACCUUCUGAAAGCUCCUUAUGAAAGAAGGAUUGAGGCAAAAGUGAGACUGAAUGAAACCAGGAGUUGUCAAUACAGUUAGAAUAAAGUCCUUGACUCAAGGCUAACUAUUACUGAGCUUCAUUCAGUCAGAGUGCGGUCAUUCCCAUUCACUCAAAUAGUUCGUCAAAUCUGUUGUAAUCACGAGAGUUCUUUUUUUCCACAUGAAUUGUUUCAUUUAAGAGCUUAGAAAUGGAUAAUCUGAAUUCCAUCCUCUUGAACAUUUUGUUACCUGUGUAAAAUAUUUGUGUAAAUGCUGUAAAUGUGUGGGCUCUAAGAGAGCAACUUUUAUUCCAUUGAUUUUCUUCAUCUGAAUUUUGGUGCGUGCUCAGUCAGUCAGCAGAGUUUAAGAAGGAAAGAAUUUGCAUUUAUAUGACAUUUUUCAUGACCUCAGGCCGUCACACUGCCUCCAGCCGUUCGAAAUGUAGAGAGUGCCGUAAUGUAGGGGACACAGCGUUUGUAUUUGUACACAGGAAGCUCCCAAAAGCAACAAAAUAAAUGACCAGAUCAUCCUUUUUAGUGAAUGGAUGAGUGGUCAGGACAGCAGGAAGGAUGUCCCUAACUCUUCUUCAGAAUAAUGUCAUGAAAUCUUCUCAUACUGAUUUGAGAGGGUAGGCAACACGUUUACACCUUUAACAUUUCGCCAGAAAGACAGCGCAGCAGAGUGUCAGUCUAGCUCCAAUCCUCUGGAGCAGGACUUCAGCCCCCACCUGGCAAAGGUCCGAGCUGCACCCACUAAACCGAGGGACAUGGCAUUGGAAUCGACCGUAUAAUUCAGCUGGUUCAGUGAUGUGAGUGCCGCAUCGAUAUUGAUUCAAAGAACUCUCCUGCUGUGUGUUGAAUGAUGCCAUGUGGGAUCCCUAACAGCACAGUUAUCAUCUAUCUGGAAUAUAGCAGCUCUAACAGUGCAGCACCUCCUCAGCAAUGCACUGGGAGUGUCAGCACAGCCCACAUCAGUGACUAAGACUCUGCACCUGAAGUAUGCAUCAGGAAAAGUACUUUUUAAAAUUUUUUACAUUUUUUUCUUCCUUCACUGCACAACCCCCUAAAAGUGGGAAUGCUUAUUUUUCCCCAUCCCCCAUGUCAUGUGUGCUCAGGUAUAGGACACAGUGAAGAACAACUAGUGUGUAAAUCUUUAUUGAUAUUCCACCACCAGGAAAAAAAGGAAACACCCAAGUGGCCAGUGACAAGCAGUGUCCUUCUCAUCAAAGGGCAAUGCUGUGUGACCAAACAGUGAAGGGGAGAGUAGGGAAUAAAUCAACAUAGAGUUGGAGGGGGAAAGGAAAGUACUUUAUUAAGAACAAUCAACCCCGUUUGGACAUUCAUUAUGUCUCCUAAACCCUGGGGACCAAUUUGUUCGAUUCCCCUGCUGUUGGUAUCAAAUGGUACAGCACCCUUUCCACUUGACUGAGAUUCUCGGGGCUCACUUCCCAGUAAAACAGACAGAGAAUCCUAAAGGAGUGUAAGAGGGAAAGACCUGGAUGCUUAGUCACUGCCAGAGAUGCUGAUUUGCCAAAGUUUACAGUUUUAGUUUGCCAAGGUGAAAGGCCACAGAGUACAAAGCGUAAUAUACUUUUAAAAAAGUUGAUUUGUUUUGGGUGAACUCAGACCCUGUGCUUGAUGUGCUCUGUGAUUUUGAAGCAGUUAGUUAAUGUUUCUCACCAGGCCAUCUUUAUAUUGAUAUAGAUCGGGCCAUGUUUUGGAAGAUGUUUGCAUAUUCUUUUUUGUAGUCAGUUU